Messenger RNA from Rotaria socialis, 284 nucleotides. The record is from the annotation of a GenBank genome assembly. NCBI's taxonomy places the organism in Eukaryota, Metazoa, Rotifera, Eurotatoria, Philodinida, Philodinidae.
AUGCUCCUUUGCAUUGGCCUUGCUGCAUUGCUGGUGUUUUUACUUACGAUUAAUAAAGCAAUAACAACCACAACAACUGCAACAACUACUACAACAACAAGCGCAACAACAACGACCACGACAACAAGUACUUCUACUACUUCAACGACAACAACUACUACUACCACCACGACAACAACCACUACUACCACCACGACGACAACAACAACUACCACACCGACAACAACAACAACUACCACCACGACAACAACCACUACUACCACCACGACGACAACAACAACUAC